Messenger RNA from Chionomys nivalis (European snow vole), 762 nucleotides. Its product is annotated as heterogeneous nuclear ribonucleoprotein A1-like. The transcript is spliced from 2 exons. NCBI's taxonomy places the organism in Eukaryota, Metazoa, Chordata, Mammalia, Rodentia, Cricetidae. The record is from RefSeq and is a predicted model, not a curated record. The coding region runs from base 1 to 762 and encodes 253 amino acids. Gene Ontology annotation, molecular function: RNA binding.
AUGGGCGGCUUGCCUCUUUCUGAACAGAAACAGGGAAUGAGUGAAUUGGGGUCAGUGUCUAAGUCAGAGUCUCCCAAGGAGCCGGAACAGCUGCAGAAACUCUUCAUUGGAGGGUUGAGCUUCGAAACAACCGACAAGAGUUUGAGGAGCCAUUUUGAGCAAUGGGGAACACUCACGGUCAUGAGAGAUCCAAACACCAAACGAUCCAGGGGCUUUGGGUUUGUUACAUACGCCACUGUGGAGGAAGUGGAUUGCGCUAUGAAUGCAAGACCCCAUACGGUGGAUGGAAGAGUUGUGGAACCUAAGAGAGCUGUGACAAGAGAGGAUUCUCAGAGACCAGGUACCCACUUAACCGUGAAAAAGAUCUUUGUUGGUGGUAUUAAAGAAGACACGGAAGAACAUCACCUGAGAGAUUAUUUUAAGCAGUAUGGGAAAAUUGAAGUGACUGAAAUCAUGACUGACAGAGGCAGUGGAAAGAAGAGAGGUUUUGCUUUUGUCACCUUUGAUGACCAUGACUGUGUGGACAAGACUGUUAUUCAGAAAUACCAUACUGUGAACGGGCACAACAGUGAAGUAAGAAAAGCCCUAUCCAAGCAGGAGAUGGCUAGUGCUUUGUCCAGUCAAAGAGGUGGAAGUGGUUCUGGAAACUUUGGUGGUGGUCGUGGAGGCUGUUUUGGCAGCAAUGACAAUUUUGGUCGAGGGGCAAACUUCAGUGGUCGUGGUGAUAUAGCAAAGCUGAGUGUUAUAUCAAUCUCGUGCUGA